This is a messenger RNA of Spodoptera frugiperda (fall armyworm), 1286 nucleotides long. RefSeq lists its product as uncharacterized. Lineage: Eukaryota; Metazoa; Arthropoda; Insecta; Lepidoptera; Noctuidae. The transcript is spliced from 5 exons. Bases 18 to 1211 code for a protein of 397 amino acids. Gene Ontology annotation, cellular component: plasma membrane. Gene Ontology annotation, molecular function: odorant binding; olfactory receptor activity. The record is from RefSeq and is a predicted model, not a curated record. Gene Ontology annotation, biological process: detection of chemical stimulus involved in sensory perception of smell; sensory perception of smell.
AGUUCACAAAUUUAACAAUGACGAACCAUAAGGAAUUGAACUUUGAAAGUACAUUCAAAAUCACAACGAUGGCUUUGCACAUCAGUGGGGCUCAUCCCGGCGUACCCAAGGACUUAAAAUGGGUCCUAAAAUUUAUAAUCCUCCACGGAAUAUUCACUUUUACAUUCUCUAUAGUCAUAUACAGUAUCAUCAAUCACGAUUUAAAAGAAAAAAACUUCAUCCAAAUAUGCAAAAAUGGCGUGAUGUUUGUCGUUUUCUGUGUGAUAUCAUUCCAAUACUUCGUCUUGGUGAUUCACCAGAAGAAUCUGGUGGAAUUGAUAAAAAACGUAAACGCGGACUAUGAGGAGUUGCAGAAUUUAUCGGAGAAGGAAAAGAGGUUGAUGUACAAGUAUGUGGACCAAGGUAUUAAGGUUUGCAGGCAAUGGUUCAUCCUGACGUUCGCUGGUUGUAUGAUCUUCAUUGUGAAGAGUAUCGGUCUGAUGUUGUAUUACCAUUUGAUCAAUGAUUUCCAAUACGUACCCUUGUAUGACAUAAAGUAUCCAGCGCUCAUAGAAGAUAGGAAGAAUGAUAAUCUCUUUGUAUUUAUUGGCACUUAUUUACUACUGUUGUCCUUUGCAUGUUACUCGAGUUUGAAUUACACCUCGUAUGUGCCUCUUGGUCCAAUAUUCAUGCUGCAUGCGAGUGGACAACUUGAGCUGGUGAGGAAUCGGAUUGAGGAUCUGUUUCUGGAGUGUGAUGCUGAAGCGAUUCGGGUGAAACUGAAGGGUAUCAUUAUGAAGCUGCAGUAUAUUUAUAGCGCCGUCGAUGACAUGAAGAAAGUAUUCAAGUUUGGCUAUGAAAUAACUCUGAAGGGUACAGCUGUAAUACUGCCUAUCACCUUUUAUGCGGUGCUUGAGACUGCCAAAAACGGAGAAAUUAGCUUGGAAUUCAUAAGUUUUAUAGUAGGAGGGAUAAUGAUAAGUGGGGCUCCAUGCUACUACAGCGACCUAUUAAUGGAAAAGGGUGAAGCUUUACGCAUGUCCCUGUAUACGUGUGGGUGGGAGCAGCACUACGAUCGGCGCACGCGCACCACGCUGCAGCUAAUGCUGCAACAUGCACUCAGACCCAUUGCUAUACAAACUAUAUUCAGAACUUUAUGCUUGGAUGCCUUAACUGAUUUGUAUCAACAGUCAUAUGCAAUUUUCAACCUGAUGAAUGCCACGUGGAAUUAAAAUGGAUUCUGCAGCUUACCUAUACAUGAUCACAAGAAACCAUCGCUUCUAAAUACAAGCUUUUAUUUACAUCUA